CAAGCAGUCUCCAGAACAUGAUGGCGGCGUCGCUGCAACGAUGUGACAAAAAACUGACAGCCGCCCAUCUCAAGGCGGACCUCUGUCGGACUGACAACAGCUCCGGCGUCCGUCAGCUCCAAGAGCUGCUGAAUCGCGUCCUGGAUCCGGAAAAGCCGGCGGGGGACGCCGAGGCCAUAGACUGGUGCAAAUACCUGCUUGCGGGAGGGGAAGUGUUUGAGGAGUUCUGCCAAACGGUGCGGUCCUACGACAACGCCACUUUGUGCGGCUUGGUGUGGACAGCUAAUUUCGUAGCCUACCGCUGCCGGACGUGUGGCAUUUCCCCUUGCAUGUCACUCUGCGCCGAGUGCUUUAACAACGGCGAUCACACUGGUCAUGAUUUCAACAUGUUCAGGAGCCAGGCCGGCGGGGCCUGCGACUGUGGCGACAGUAAUGUCAUGCGAGAAAGUGGGUUUUGCAGUCGGCAUAGGUUAAAAAUGGGGGAGGAUGUUCCCUCUGUCCCCAGGGACUUGCUGCUGAUGUCAGAGAUGGUUCUCCCACGAUUCAUCAUCUGUAUCAUUCAGUACUUAAGAGAUGGCUACGGUGACCCAGACACAUCGAUUGAGAGAGACCUCCAGAAAGUCUUACAGCAGCUUGGGCCCCAGAUCUCCCUCCUGGAGGAAUUAACUAAGAUGGGCGGGGCUAUGAGGACCAUUCUGACAAAGAUAUUAACCAAUCAGCAGAUGUUCAAAGAGCUGAGCAUGGGGCAAGAGGAGAAUGCGUAUGCAAAGAGGAACUAUGAGAAGUAUCUGUCAGCGCUGAGGAGCUCCGGCUUCCUGCCUGUGGAGGAGGGGGCCAUGCCGGAGGCUGUGGAGAAUGGAGCCGGAGCCGGAGCAGGGGUGGGGGCACUCAGCUCGCUGGGAGCAUCUGCUGCAGCCAGCCCUGAUGAUAAAGAGGAGGAUCGGGAUGGAGGCCAAGGCAUUGGACAGAGGAAGAGGGCGAAGCUGAGUAGCAGCGCCAAAGAUCCAUCCAUAAUGGAUACUCUGAAGCAUAGAUGUUUUUUAGAGGAGCUAUUGUUUUGGACAGUAAAGUAUGAAUUUCCUCAGAAGAUGGUUACUUUUUUACUGAACAUGUUGCCAGAUCAAGACUAUAAGAUCGCCUUCACUAAAACGUUUGUUCAACAUUAUGCAUUCAUCAUGAAGACGCUGAUGAAAAGCCAUGAAUCGGACACCAUGUCCAACCGCAUCGUGCAUAUCAGCGUGCAGCUGUUCAGCAACGAGGAGCUGGCGCGUCACAUGACCGAGGAAUGCCAGCUGCUGGACAUCAUGGUGACCGUCCUCCUCUACAUGAUGGAGAGCUGCCUUAUCAGGUGUGAGCUUCAAGAUGAAGAGAACAGCUGCCACGUGGUGGUGAACUGCGGGGAGGCUCUGCUGAAGAACAACACCUACUGGCCUUUAGUUAGCGAUUUUAUUAAUAUUCUCUCACACCAAAGUGUCGCCAAGCGCUUUCUGGAGGACCACUCCCUGCUGGUGCUCUGGAUGAACUUCGUGUCCCUCUUUCAAGGUAUGAAUUUAAACAAGCGGGAGCUGAACGAACACGUGGAGUUUGAGUCCCAAACUUACUAUGCAGCCUUUGCGGCGGAGUUGGAGGCCUGCGCCCAGCCCAUGUGGGGCCUCAUAACGCACUGCAAAGUUAAGGAGACGCAGGAGUACACUAAAACCGUAGUGCGGUACUGCCUGGACACCUUGCAGACCUGGUUUGAUGCGAUUGGCUUUGUGGACGAGCCUGCCCCCAAUCAAGUAACAUUUCACCUGCCUCUGCACCGAUACUAUGCCAUGUUUUUGAGCAAGGCAGUGAAGUACCAGGGUCUCGAUUUGGACAGCCUCCUCCCAGAUCAGGAGAUGCUUAUGAAGAUCAUGGUCCACCCGCUCCUGAUUCAGGCAAGCCUUUCAGAGAUCCACAGCAACAUGUGGGUGAGGAACGGCCUGCAGAUUAAAGGUCAGGCCAUGACCUACGUGCAGUCUCACUUCUGCAACUCCAUGAUCGACCCCGACAUCUACCUGCUGCAGGUCUGUGCAUCAAGGCUGGAUCCAGACUACUUCAUAUCAUCUGUGUUUGAAAGAUUCAAAGUGGUGGACUUGCUGACGAUGGCGUCUCAGCACCAGAAUACAGUGCUGGAGGCUGAGCAGGAGAGGCCCAUGCUGGAGGGGGCCUUAACCUUCCUAGUUAUAUUGUCAAGUCUUCGUAUACAUUUAGGCAUGGCUGACGACGAGAUCCUCAGGGCAGAGAUGGUCUCCCAGCUGUGUAUGAAUGACCGCACCCACAGCGCGCUGCUGGACCUCAUUCCUGAGAACCCGAACCCUAAGAGCGGGGUGGUACCGGGCAGCUGCAACUUCGAGGCCAUGCUGGCUGCCGUGGCCGACUUCAGAGCCCCUGUGUUUGAGCCUGGAGGCUCCAUGCAGCAGGGAAUGUACACUCCUAAAGCUGACGUCUGGGAGAAGGAGUUUGACCCCAUCAUGGUGAUCCUGAGGACUGUGUACCGCCGAGACGUGCAGUCUGCCAUGGACAGAUACUCUGCAUUUUUGAAACAGUCUGGAAUUCACUCAGGGAGCCCCUGGCCCCCCUAUAAAGAGAGGACCCCCCUGCACCCCUGCUACGGAGGCCUGGUCAGACUGCUGCACUGCAAGACCCUGCACAUCGUCAUCUUCACCCUCCUCUACAAGAUCUCCAUGGAUCACCAGAACAUGUCUGAGCACGUGCUGUGCAUGGUGCUGUACCUGAUCGAGCUGGGCCUGGACAACGUGGAGGAGCCAGAGGAAGAGGAUCCCUGCAUAGAGGAGCACUGCCACGACAGCUGGUUCCCCGGCACCAGCCUGCUGGCCAACCUCCACCACGUCAUCAACUUCGUCAGGGUCCGGGUGCCUGAGACCGCCCCCGAGGUGAAGAGGGAGCCCCCUCCCAGCACCAGCACGGACACCUCUACCCUGGGACAGAACCUGCGGGAGGCGCAGCUGUUCAGCCUGGUGUCAGAGCGCCGCAGAAAGUUCCAGGAGAUCAUCAACCGCUGCAGCCGGGAGGCCAGCCAGGCGGUGCGGCCCAAGCCCUCCUACUCCAAGUGGGGGCCGCCGCCGCAGAUGGUGACGGAGAUCCUGGAGAUCCGGGAAAGCAUGCUGUCGCUGCUGAUCAAGCUGCACCACAAGCUGUCGGGCCGGCAGAACUCGCUGUCCGGCGACUGGCUGGAGACGGCGGACCCCGCCCGCUACGCCCACGGCGACGGCGUCACCGCCAUCGAGCGCAUCUUGGCCAAGGCCGCCACCCGCAGCCGGCAGAGCAGGCACGGCAUCGAGGAGAUCUGCAUGAAGACCUCGCCCCCGGUCCCGCCAAAAAAGAACGCCCCUACCGACAAGAAGGCCCUGGACAAGGAGGAGAGGCGACAGAAGGCCAGAGAAAGACAGCAGAAGCUGCUGGCUGAGUUUGCCUCCAGACAGAAGAGUUUCAUGGAAAGUGCGGUGGAUGUGGAGUCACCGGACGCAGACGUCACCAUGGACCUGGCUGCCUCCGAGCUGCCGGAGUCCGAGGUUCUGUACGACUGCGUGAUCUGCGGCCAGAGCGGACCCUCCACCGACCAGCAGCCCAUGGGCCUCGUGGUUCUGCUCCAGGCCACCUCAGUCCUGGGCCACCGGCGGAGGAGUGACCAGGCGCAGAGCCUCCCGACCAGCGAGGAGGAGCAGACCCUCCUGGGGGAGACGUGCGGAGGGGCCCAUGCCGCCAAACUCGCCCUCCUGCAGUGCUUCUUCAAGGAUAGCUCCUGCCUGCAGUCGGUGUCCAUCGGCUGGGACGGGGGCGUGUAUGUGCAGACCUGUGGGCACACCCUGCACAUAGACUGCCACAAGUCCUACAUGCAGUCUCUGCGGAAUGACCAGGUGCUGCAGGGUGUCUCGGUGGAUAAGGGCGAGUUCACCUGCCCCCUGUGCCGGCAGUUCGCCAACAGCGUGCUGCCGUGUCACCCCGGGCGGGGCCAGCCAGGCGCCUGGCACGCCCACUGUGCCAAGACCACCGCCGAGCUGGUGAAGGAGGUGGAGGAUCUGCAGGAGCAGCUGGGAACUUUCCCAACUGAGUCCAAUCUGAGUCAGGAGAUGGAGUCCGUGAUAAAGGACAUCAAAAACACCACUCAGAAGAAGUAUAUGGACUACGGCAGGAACCCGGGUUCGCCUGACAACGACUUUCUCUUCAUGUACUCUGUAGCCAGGACGAAUCUGGAGUUGGAGUUGGUGCACCGCGGGGGGGAUCUAUGCAGUGGAGGAGCCAGCGCAGCCAGCAAGCGCUCCUGCCUCAAUCAGCUCUUUCACGUGCUGGCCACACACAUGCGUUUGUACAGCAUUGAUUCAGCCUACAACCCCUGGACCCGGCUGACACAGAUCAUCCCCAGCCGAGAGGAAGACACCUGUGCAGAUAAGAGGCCGGAGGUUCCUGUGCUGUUCAGGGACGUUCCCUCCCUGCUGAUCAUCUUUGUGCUGACCAUGCCCCAGCCUCUGCGCAAAGAGCACUUUACCUGUGUGGUGAAGGUGUUGUACACCCUGCAGUACAGCCAGGCCCUGGCCGCGCUGUCAGCCCGGCUCAGCCCGCAGGAGAGGCAGCCCUGGAGCUCGUCAGGAGCCCUCAGGAAGAACGCCAGCAGUGCAGAGCAGAGCUGGGAGGUCCUUCUCAGCCACAUCAUCAGUGAGCUGGGCAAGGGCAGGAGCGUGUACCAGGCCGAGGCUGACGACAACACACAGCUGAACUCCAGCGCCUGGUCGUCUCAGUCCAUAGAGGAGAGACUGCAGCGGCUCUGCCUACCCUUCCUGCGCCUCUCCGCUCUCCUGCAGCACCACCUCUACGGGGACAACCUGCCGGGCUGCUCGAGGGAAGAGGAGUUCUCAGUCCUGGCCAGCAGCCUCGGUCUGACACCCCCGUCCCCGCAGCCCCACAGCCUGAGAAACAGCGCCCUCUGCCUGGAGUGGGUGGUAUGCCCUUUCCAGCUCAUCUCUCAGUGGUGCGCUGAGGUCACCAGCCUCACGGACCUGCAGCCUGUACAGGCGCUGACCCUGCUGGUGCAGGACCCUCAGUGGGCCACGCCCCGCCUCCUGCAGCUGCCCGACAGCUACAACACCAUCUUCCAGUACUACCACAGGAAGGUCUGCAGCGUCUGCAGCAAGGUGCCCAAGGACCCCGCCCUCUGCCUGGUGUGCGGCACCUUCGUCUGCCUCAAGGGCCUGUGCUGCAAGAAGCAGGGCCACUGUGAGUGCGUUCUGCACUCCCAGCACUGCGGGGCAGCCACGGGAAUCUUCCUCCUCAUCAACGCCUCCGUCAUCAUCAUCAUCCGAGGCCACCGCUUCUGCCUGUGGGGGGCCGUCUACCUGGACGCCCACGGAGAGGAGGACCGAGACCUCCGCCGUGGAAAGCCUCUGUUCCUGUGUGAGGAGAGGUAUCAGGUGCUGGAGCAGCAGUGGGUGUCCCACACCUUCGACCACAUUAACAAGCGCUGGGGGCCCCACUACAAUGGACUCUGACAUAUCGGCCUUCCCCGAACCCCACACCCCCACACCCCGCCGGGAGGGUGAAUGCUCGGCCUCGUGUGGCGGCCUCGGCCCUCGGUAAUCUCUCACGUGAUUUAAAUUUACCGGAGGCGCCGCCGGCACGGUCUUGGAAUAUGUUCAGUUUGGUAUACAAUCAAGACAAUGGAUUAACAGUGUGUUUUAUUAAUACGUGAUUUAAGUGUAAUUUUGAAAGAGGUGAGACUGAAAGAGUUUGAAAAGCCGAAUGAGGAAGCAGAGCUCGUGAUAAAGGGAUUUUCGAAAGUGCAAACGUCACUCCGCUCCAGACGCACCCUGGAUGUGCUGCCUUUGCUACCCGCUUUGAGAGGUCCCCCC
This is a messenger RNA of Megalops cyprinoides (Indo-Pacific tarpon), 5888 nucleotides long. Its product is annotated as E3 ubiquitin-protein ligase ubr3-like. Gene Ontology annotation, cellular component: ubiquitin ligase complex; cytoplasm. NCBI's taxonomy places the organism in Eukaryota, Metazoa, Chordata, Actinopteri, Elopiformes, Megalopidae. The transcript has 39 exons. The record is from RefSeq and is a predicted model, not a curated record. Gene Ontology annotation, molecular function: zinc ion binding; ubiquitin protein ligase activity. Bases 18 to 5528 code for a protein of 1836 amino acids. Gene Ontology annotation, biological process: protein ubiquitination; ubiquitin-dependent protein catabolic process via the N-end rule pathway.